AUGGCCGGCGCGUUCCGCGAGGGCGGCGAGGAGGCGGGGGCUCCUCCUCCUCUCCCUCCUGCCACUGGUCUCGCCAAGUACAUCUCGCUGGGCACGGCCCCCCCGGCGGGGGAGCCCAGGCACGCGCGCCACGCCGAGCUGCGGCGGGCGCUCCAGGCGGGCGACCCGCCGGAGGAGCUCCGGCGGGUCCGCGACAGCGUCGCCGAGUCCUCCGGCAAGGCCAGGGACAAGGUGCGGUCGCUGGAGGACGCGAUCCAGAAGAUCGAAAAGUACAAGAACGUCGUCACGCGCAGGCGGCAGAGGAGCGAUGCCGGCGCCGUCAAGCCGGCGCCGCCACCCGCUGCCCCUGUCGGCGCGGCGUCCAGACCCGGUGCUCAGGGAUACAACAACACCUCCCUGGGGGCAAUUAGCAAGCGCAUGCGCUCCUCGAUGUCGGACGGACGGUUGGAAGGACGUGGUAGUGUUCCAACAAGGCAAGGUCCUCUAGCUAAUAGUGCUAAAACUUCACCACUGGAGAAGGAAAAGACUUGUGCAAGAACAUCUGUUGCAGUAUCGGAGUUGUCUGAGGACAAAUCACAGGACUCACCUAAAGUAAAGCGCAAGCGCUCUCUGGGAACAAUGCUCAGUAGAAGCAAUGAUGCUGAUCGAGAUGUUAAACCUGUGGGUCAAAGCAGGCCAGCCAACGAAGCACGCCCGCGGUCUAGUGAUGGUCUUGCGUUCAGACAUGGAGCUUCUGCCGGAGCAGUAGCAGGUAGCAAGAUGGAUAGCAGUUUUCAGCAGAAUAACAUUGGGUCGCGUAUUCUAUCCAAGAUUGAUGUUGAUUAUGCCAGUCUGCCAAAUGAAAGAAGAAUCCGGCAUGCUGGACCUGGAAAGGAGCGUGCUAUGAUAAAAGGAAACAAGGUACAUACUUCUGAUACAAACUUAAGUCCCUCGCCCAAGACUAAAGCAUGCAGGUCACCAAGAACAAGUUCAGUUGUCAUGCCCCCCUUCCAACGUUCAGCUGGAGUAAGCGAUGAAUGCGAAGAAGCACCUUGUUCAAAUAAAGCCUCACCUUUGAGAAGCAUGACAAACCGCAAACGUUCAGGUGGUUCGAUACCUUCAAAUGCGUCCACACCUCCGAUUGCUUGGGUUGGUCAGCGCCCACAGAAAAUUUCGCGGACAAGGAGAGCGAAUGUAGUGUCUCCAGUCUCAAAUUUAGAUGAAGCCUUAUCUGAUGGAUCUCCACUUGAUACUGCUGCUAGGUCAUCUACUGAGUUAUGCGGUGUUUUGCUUCCAAAAAAUGUAACUGGCAGUAAUUCACAAAAGGUAGCCAAGAUUGAUAACAUGUCAUCUCCUGUUGGGUUGUUUGAAAGUGGGCGGCUCGCUGCUACCGAAAGCAAAGCUAAGGAGAAAGUUAAGAAUAGUGGUGAGAUGGAGAAUGAGGAGGCAACUGCUGUUCACAAUGCAACAGGAUCAAUUGUUUCAUCAAAUAGGGCACCUUCCAAAGAAAAGCCUGAACAUGGAGCUGUUCUUCAGCAUGGGAGGAGCGGAAGAGGUUCUAUGGACUUGAAAGGGUGCUCUUCAAUAUCAGAAGAAAAUUUGGAUGCUACAGGAACAAGAAAACCACUAAAAUGUGGAAGAGCUGGAGAAGAAAAUAAUGAAAGUAAAGUGGGGCACUCCAUGAUGGCUAAACCUUCUGACUGCAAAACUUCACCCAGUCACGAACAGAUUCUGAAUUGCAAGCCUACAGUUAUACCAGUUGAACCAGACGGUGACCUAGAGGAGCUUUUAGCUGCUGCAAAUGCUGCUCGCAGUGCUAUCAUUGGUGCAUAUUCUGGACCUUUUUGGAAGGAGAUGGAGCCAAUGCUAACUUUCAUAAGCUCUGAAAAUCUGGCUUUCUUAGAGCACCAGAUUGACCUUGUGGAAGAGCUUGAGAUGAACAUGUCCUAUGGUGGACAUAAUGUCAUAGCAUCCACCGACUACAUCAAACCACAAACAAUGGAGGAGAUUUCUUCUCAGGUGCUGGCUGCAUCUGAUUCAUCUCUCUCGUCUGAGCUAAGCAAAACCAGUGGAGUUAGAACAAAAGGACCUGUCAGAACUUGUAUCCCUUUCGAGGAAAACCACAUCAAUGGGACACAAAAUGUAGAACCCAAUGAGUGGUUUCAUGAGAUGGCCCCGAUGGCACACAGACUCCUUUCAGCUUUAAUCAUGGAAGAUAAUUUUUCUGGCCCCAGUGACGUGCAAAGAGAUAUGUUUGCAGCUAGCCAUAUUUCCUGCACUGCCGACAGAUACCUAACUAAUGAACUUCAAGUCAGUGACCUAACAUAUAAUUCUGGGUUGAGUGUGGAUUUUACACAUUCAAGCAAUUCUUCUGUGGUAAACCAGAGCCUGUGCGAUGGAUACACAGCUUCGAGCAAUUUCAUGAGCUCCAGUAGUCAAAUUUCGAUCCAUUGCGAGAGUUUAUCAGAUGGAUUCAGUGGUGCUGUACACCCAGAAUAUGGCCCUUUGCAUGACUUAAUACCACAGAUUUCACAGCAGUGUGGAAAUUCCAGGAAAAAUAUCUCUAUACCUCCACAUGAAUAUCAGUACAGGCAGAUGUCUAUGGAUGAUAAGAUUCUGAUUGAGCUGGAAAGUAUUGGCAUUUGUCUGGAGACAGUGCCAAAUCUAGAUGAUGAAGGGGAUGAAGACAUCAAUAAGAUGAUUUCAGAACUAAGGAGGAGGCUACAUGAUCAGUUGAAGGAAAAGAAAUAUGGAUUGCAUAAGUUAGACAAAGCAAUUCAAGAUACAAAAAGUAUCGAGGAGAGGAGCUUAGAGCAACAUGCAUUGAACAAACUGGUUGAAAGCGCGUACAGUAAACUUCAGGGUGUGGAGGCUGUGGAGGGUACGCGAGCCGGUUCUCGUCAGAAGGCUGUUGUCAGUAGGACUGAGAAAGAACUAGCAUUUUCGUCGGCCUUUGCGAGACGCACCCUUGCCCGAUGCCAGAGAUUCGAGGGAACGAAGAGGAGCUGCUUCAGAAAGCCUUCUCUUUGGAGCGUGCUAUCUGCACCCUUCCCAAUCAGCGACGCAAAGUCCACAGAAGGUGUUACAACAAGAUCAAAAAAGGGCAAGAGGGAAAGGGACCGCAGCAGAGAAGCAUCGGCAAAGGGCUCCGGUGGAAGAUCAGGGCGCCGUUCGUCAGGCAGCGGGAGGAGCGGUGACCGCAGAAACAAGACAAAGUCAAAGCAGAAGCUGGUGCAGCUAUCAGCCUCCGGCGACGUCCUCGGCAGAGCCACCGAGCCAUCUCCAGCACCGGCAGCGCAGGAGCACCCUGAACCGCCGGUAGGCCCCUCAGGCGCAGCGACAGUCGCCCGGCAAUUUAGAACCGCUCCCGGGAAUGCCGCCCAGCGAUCCGCCCAUCCCGUGAUGCCAGCAAGCCUGCCUGGACUAGACGACGACAUGCUGGACGUCCCGGUGGGUCUCGACGUGCAGGAAGGCGGUGAUUUCAGCUCGUGGUUCCCUGAUGGACUUGAUGAUUCGUUGCCGCAGGACUGCGACUUCUCGGGCGUCCUGGAGGUCCCAGACGACGACCUGACUCAGCUGGGGUUCAUGUGA
Messenger RNA from Triticum turgidum subsp. durum (durum wheat), 3570 nucleotides. NCBI's taxonomy places the organism in Eukaryota, Viridiplantae, Streptophyta, Magnoliopsida, Poales, Poaceae. The record is from the annotation of a GenBank genome assembly.